Nicotiana attenuata is the source of this 735-nucleotide messenger RNA. RefSeq lists its product as uncharacterized. The record is from RefSeq and is a predicted model, not a curated record. NCBI's taxonomy places the organism in Eukaryota, Viridiplantae, Streptophyta, Magnoliopsida, Solanales, Solanaceae. The transcript has 5 exons.
AUGUCCAAGCAUGAUGGACCGGGUCAAAUUGAGGAGCUUGCUGUGGAGAUAGCUUUCCGGUUCGUGAAUCGAAUGUCUCACCUGGGAACUCCAGACUUGAGUCCCGGAACCACAGCCAUUCAAUCGGAUUCGAAAUGUCAAGGCUCGAAGACCUCUGGGACAUGGAACAGAUUCUGUGCUUCCAACCCCUGUUCCCUCUCUAUGUUACUGGCUGUUUUCAGCAUGAUAUCAGAUCCACCCGACAAGAAACUCAAUUCCGCACUACUGCUAUGUCAUCGGACUUAUCCACCAAAUGAUUCGUGGAAUUUCUAUGGAUUGCCGCCCUCUUUUGGGUAUAGAGGUACUAAGAGUCCUCUCACUACCAACCAGCAGAAAUCAUCUAGUUGGGUCUUGCCGGCAUAAGGGUGAUCGGAGCAACGGGGAACGCCUAGACAACGUUUUUCUUCCAGGGCUACAGUAACUAGAUCGAGAGGUCGUUCCGCCCCUUGUACCCGAAUAUGGGGAAUAUGUUCUCAUAAAAUCUUGCUCCAAUCUGAUCUAGCUGGCGAGCGAUCCCAGUUCACAACAAAGAACAAGACAGCAAGCGAGCGUACUUUUGUUCACUUCCUCUCCACCAAGCACGGAAGUUUAAGGAUAACUGUAGGUCGGUGGCUACCUAAGGAAACUCUGAUUAGAUUCGCCCCCUGGCUGGGAGGCAUCUACCUCAUUCCGAUCACAAGGAGAGGUUCACUAUGA